Carassius auratus (goldfish) is the source of this 3341-nucleotide messenger RNA. Its product is annotated as inositol-trisphosphate 3-kinase B. Gene Ontology annotation, biological process: phosphatidylinositol phosphate biosynthetic process; inositol phosphate biosynthetic process. The transcript is spliced from 8 exons. Gene Ontology annotation, cellular component: cytoplasm; nucleus. The record is from RefSeq and is a predicted model, not a curated record. Gene Ontology annotation, molecular function: inositol hexakisphosphate kinase activity. The coding region runs from base 288 to 2069 and encodes 593 amino acids. NCBI's taxonomy places the organism in Eukaryota, Metazoa, Chordata, Actinopteri, Cypriniformes, Cyprinidae.
GGAAAUUUGCAUGCUGAUAAAAUAAAUUCCUCCCAGCUGAAGGCAUCUACCAACUGGAAACACAUUCAUGACGUGUUUGCCAGAGUCAGUCUGCUGAGUUCUCGACACGAGAGUGUGGGCCAACCGUCAGCCAACCUCCGAAAGAGCUGAUUGUAAAAUAUGUUGUGGAAAACCAUGAUGUCACAUUAUGCAAAGCACUGUCGGAAAACGUUGACAGCGAGACUUUAAACUGGCAUUGAGUCUUUGACGCUGAACUGCUGGUGGGUUCAGCUUAACACACAGGAGUGAUGAAAGAUUGGCAACUCGGAUUCUCUUCUUCUAGAGCUCAAAAUAACCAAACAGGAGUUUCAUCCAUUUUUGAUGAGAAUUUUCCUCCAAGCGGCUUCAUGAAAGACUUGGAUUCAUCUCCAGAAAGAAUGGACACAUUGUCAGGGAAGAAGAGCAAUGGAAGUGAUGGAGAGAGCAUGAGAGAUGCCAUAGAAGAAAGCAUUUUUGAUUUCUCGCCGUCUUCGAUCACUCAAAGUAAUCAUAUCAAGAAAACAGGCUUCAGAGCCAGACCUAAACUGGCUUCUGCUCAAGCCGUCCUUUCAUCCAAGCUAGAAGAUCCAACAGAAAUGCAGACAAAUGCAUGUGAGGAACCAGAGGAUAGGAAACCAGAACCUCUGAAACGUGUUUGCAUGGAUCCCCUACCAAUAGCUGCUGGAGAAACAACCAAAGACGAAGAUGUGGAAGAGCAGAAAGUGAAAGAGGGGGUGAUGGCAGGUGAAAAUCUUGUAGAAGAGGGUUCAAAAGUGGCAUUGAAUGCAGCAACUAGGAAAAGCCUGUGGAGAAGAAAGAUCGAACCGAGGGAAAGGCUGGGAGCAAGUGUGGAGAGUAUCGAUGAGAGUAAAGAGGGAGAUUUCAGCAACAAACGACUGCACAGGAAGAAGAGUUGGGGCUCAAGACAGAGAAACACACAAAUGCUUGGGUCAUUACAGGAUGGAGAACAGUAUAUGGGGGGAAGUGUGGAGAAAGAUGGUGAGGAAGAAUUAGUUCCACACCCUGUUCUCUCUCGGGUUCUCUUUCACUCUUCAGCUUCAUCCUCCUCUUCCUUCAACAACUCUUCAGCAGAGAGUGAUGAGGUUUUCAGUGAAAAUGAGGACACUGCCACCCGGAGGCAGAACAUGAAGAAGUGCCGAUCUUGGAGAACGUUCUUGACCAUGAUGCAGUGGUCUAAACGUCCACAAACCUCAUGGAUCCAGCUAGCGGGUCACCAAGGUAACGUGAGGCUGAGUGAGGGUGGCGAGGUGCUGAAGAGGUUUUGCGAGGUUGAGGCCGUCUGUCUGCAGGUCCUCAUGUCUGACGCGCUCUGUCAGUUUGUGCCUCAUUAUUUCGGGCACAUCAGUCAGGACGGGGAACAAUACAUCCGUCUAGAGGAUCUUCUUAGCGGGCUCAAAAAUCCUGUCAUCAUGGACUGCAAAAUGGGUGUGCGGACAUACCAAGAGGAGGAGAUAAGUAAGGCCAGGAGCAAUGCCAUUGUGCGCUCUGAUAUGUAUCAAAAGAUGGUAAAAGUAGAUCCGGCAGCUCCCACUGUAGAAGAACAUGCACAAAGAGGUGUAACCAAGCUGCGUUACCUGCAGUGGAGGGAUGACAGCAGUUCCACCUCGUCACUGGGCUUCCGCAUAGAAGGCAUUGUGAUGGGAAAUGGUAAAGUAUUACGAGACUUUUACAAGACACGCACAGAAGCUCAAGUGACAGAAACACUGUUAACCUUUACCAGGAGCCAGGUCCACAUUCUAGAGGCCUACGAAUCCAGGUUACAGGCACUGAACAAAGCACUCAAGGAGUCAAACUUUUUCAACAGACAUGAGAUCAUAGGCAGCUCUUUACUUUUCGUCCAUGACUGCAGCAGCAAAGCAAAUAUAUGGAUGAUAGAUUUUGGAAAGACCAUCCCAACCCCAAAGGAUGUCCAGCUGAGGCAUGAUGUUCCAUGGGUGGAGGGAAACAGGGAAGAUGGGUACCUCAUCGGACUGACCUCACUUAUCACUCUGUUGGGGGAAGCCAUCAAGCAAGCAGGGGAGCAAAGCUGAGAGUGACCUCAUAUAUACUCACUUAUACAGAUCAUUUCAUGUUGGAUCUAUCGAUAGCAGGGAUGUAACGAUUAACCGCGAGCCAGUCGAAAAUUGGUUGAGAUGCCAGACAAAUCUCGAUACAAUUGGAGUAGGAGUUUAUAUGAAUGUAUUUCUAAAGAGGAACUGACUACCGUAUUUUUCAGACCAUAAGUCGCACCUAAGUAUAAAAAUACGUCAUGACGAGGAAAAAAAACAUAUAUAAGUCGCAUUGGACUAUAAGUCGCAUUUAAGUCGCAUAAAAAAAAAGAAAAAACAUUACGGUCUACUGCCGCCAGAGGGCAUUCUAUGCUGCCUGAGAUGCAUCUCAGGCAGCAUAGAGCGCCCUCUCGCGGCUGUAGAUGGUAAUGUUUUCACUUGGUUCAUUUCUCUUGGUUCAUGUCAAAUAAAUAAAAAAAUUAUAAAUAAGUCGCACAUGACUAAAAGUAGCACAACCAGCCAAACUAUGAAAAACGUGCGACUUAAAGUCCGGAAAAUACGGUAUAUUUAGAAAAGUUUACGUGGUAUUUUCUUUUCAACUUGUCUCUGAACAAUGCAUAUUAAAGUAGCAUUCGUAAGCCUUCAUAUCUUAUUUGGGUAACUUUUUUGAUUUGGGGUUUGUUUUAACAUUUUUAUUUAGUUUUGUUAUAUUUCGAUUUCACAAAGAAACAUGCGGUAAUAGCCUGAUAAAAUGACACCUUUUCAUUAACUGUAUAAUGUCUUCAAUCUCAUUUUGUAAAAAAAAAAAAUCAUAAGAAAAUCGAAUCGUAAAAUCAAAAUCAUGAAUCGAAUCACAUCGAAUCGUGAGUUGAGUGAAUCGUUACAUCUCUAAUCAAUAGACUACACUGUUAAUUAUUUGACUGUAAAUUUACAAUAAAUUGCAGGUUAAUAAUUGCAUGACUUUCACAGUAAGUUACUGUAACAUUUUUACAGUAAAUUAUUGUGAAAUGACAGCUGUAUACUGUGACUUCACAGUAAUUUAGACAUCGCAUUACUGUGAUUUAGCGGUAAGCUUCUGUAGAAUUAAUGUAUUUAACUGUGAAAUUACAGUUGGUGUCUAUGUAUUACUGUAAUUUAACAGUAAGCAGCUGUAGAAUUCAUGUAUUUAACUGUGAAAUUAGUGUCUAUUAUUGUAAUUUAGCAGCAAGCAGAUGUAGAAUUAAUGUAUUUAACUGUGAAAUUAGUCUAUCUAUUACUGUAAUUUAGCAGUAAGCAGCUGUAGAAUUACUGUACAUAACUGUGAAUGUCUAUCUA